Odobenus rosmarus divergens (Pacific walrus) is the source of this 3382-nucleotide messenger RNA. It is a transcript of the gene EYA1, whose product is annotated as eyes absent homolog 1 (Drosophila). The record is from RefSeq and is a predicted model, not a curated record. Gene Ontology annotation, biological process: negative regulation of extrinsic apoptotic signaling pathway in absence of ligand; cell differentiation; positive regulation of DNA repair. The transcript is spliced from 18 exons. Gene Ontology annotation, molecular function: protein tyrosine phosphatase activity. NCBI's taxonomy places the organism in Eukaryota, Metazoa, Chordata, Mammalia, Carnivora, Odobenidae. Gene Ontology annotation, cellular component: nucleus. The coding region runs from base 618 to 2396 and encodes 592 amino acids.
AAACCAAUAAGGUUAGAACAAGAGAAUAGCUGUGGUUUGCGUUGCAAAAACAAAAAAAGCCCCGAGGCUCCACGGGCAGACCUACAAGGCUGCGCAAACAAAUCGAGGGAUGAGAUUCUGCUGUUUCUUUGUCUAGGGUUCUCAGAUGCUAUCUGCUGCUGCUGUUUGGUGGGGAAAGAGCGCGGGGCUCAAAGCGGUCACUAAACAGAACGGUGGGAGCUGAUGGCUCCGAGUUUGGGGCGAGGUAGAAACUCUGCAGUGCCACUUCCGACUUUAAGCCUUCCUGUUGCCGUCCACUGUGGCGGUUUUCGUUCUGGGGAAAGCGUUUUCGCUCAGUCGCUCGGCAGCCCGAGCCUGCAGCAGCGGCCAGGCGGCUGUCCCCGCGGCCGGGCUUCCCCCUCCAGAGGCGCCCCGCUUCCAGCAGCGCCGAGCUCCACUGGGAGCGCCUAAAAGCCCUCACGCGUCCUUAUCCAGGAGCAAAACUGCGUAAGGAAUGGAGGUCUGCUAAACCAGAAAAUUCGAAGGAGCACAUUAAACUGGUGGAUGCAGCAGAUGUAAGCGCUGUGCAGACAUCUCAAACCAGUUCAGAUGUUGCUGUUUCCUCAAGUUGCAGGUCUAUGGAAAUGCAGGAUCUAACCAGCCCGCAUAGCCGUCUGAGUGGUAGUAGUGAACCCCCCAGUGGUCCCAAACUCGAUAACUCUCAUAGAAAUAGUAAUUCCAUGACUCCCAAUGGCACCGAAGUUAAAACAGAGCCAAUGAGCAGCAGUGAAAUAGUUUCAACAACAGCAGACGGGUCUUUAGACAAUUUCUCAGGUUCAGCAAUUGGGAGCAGUAGCUUCAGCCCAAGACCAGCUCACCAGUUCUCCCCACCACAGAUUUAUCCUUCCAACAGACCAUACCCACAUAUUCUCCCUACCCCUUCCUCACAAACUAUGGCUGCAUAUGGGCAAACACAGUUUACCACAGGAAUGCAACAAGCUACGGCGUACGCCACAUACCCACAGCCGGGACAGCCAUACGGAAUUUCCUCGUACGGUGCAUUGUGGGCAGGCAUCAAGACUGAAGGUGGAUUGUCACAGUCUCAGUCACCUGGACAGACAGGAUUUCUCAGCUACGGCACAAGCUUCGGUACCCCUCAACCCGGACAGGCACCGUACAGCUACCAGAUGCAAGGUAGCAGUUUUACAACAUCAUCAGGAUUAUAUACAGGAAAUAAUUCACUCACAAAUUCCUCUGGAUUUAACAGUUCACAGCAGGACUAUCCAUCUUAUCCGAGUUUUGGCCAGGGUCAGUACGCACAGUAUUACAAUAGCUCACCGUAUCCAGCCCAUUAUAUGACAAGCAGCAGCACCAGUCCGACCACGCCGUCCACAAAUGCCACUUACCAGCUUCAAGAGCCACCAUCUGGCAUCACCAGCCAAGCAGUUACAGAUCCUGCAGCAGAGUACAGUACAAUCCACAGCCCAUCAACACCCAUUAAAGACUCAGAUUCUGAUCGAUUGCGUCGAGGUUCAGAUGGGAAGUCACGUGGACGGGGCCGAAGAAACAAUAAUCCUUCACCUCCCCCAGAUUCUGAUCUUGAGAGGGUGUUCAUCUGGGACUUGGACGAGACAAUCAUCGUUUUCCAUUCCUUGCUUACUGGGUCCUACGCCAACAGAUAUGGGAGGGAUCCACCUACAUCAGUUUCCCUUGGACUACGAAUGGAAGAAAUGAUUUUCAACUUGGCAGACACACAUCUGUUUUUCAAUGACUUAGAAGAAUGUGACCAAGUUCAUAUAGAUGAUGUGUCUUCAGAUGAUAAUGGGCAAGACCUAAGCACAUAUAACUUCGGAGCAGAUGGCUUUCCUGCUGCAGCCACCAGUGCUAAUUUAUGUUUGGCAACCGGUGUGCGGGGUGGUGUAGACUGGAUGAGAAAAUUGGCUUUCCGCUACAGACGAGUAAAAGAGAUCUACAAUACCUACAAAAAUAACGUUGGAGGCCUGCUUGGUCCAGCCAAGAGGGAAGCCUGGCUGCAGCUGAGGGCUGAGAUUGAAGCCCUGACGGACUCCUGGUUGACACUGGCUCUGAAAGCACUCACGCUCAUUCACUCCCGGACGAAUUGUGUGAAUAUUUUAGUCACAACUACUCAGCUUAUCCCAGCGUUGGCGAAAGUCCUGCUAUAUGGAUUAGGGAUUGUAUUUCCAAUAGAAAAUAUUUACAGUGCAACAAAAAUAGGAAAGGAAAGCUGUUUUGAGAGGAUAAUUCAAAGGUUUGGAAGAAAAGUGGUGUACGUCGUUAUAGGAGAUGGUGUGGAAGAAGAGCAAGGAGCAAAAAAGCACGCCAUGCCCUUCUGGAGGAUCUCCAGUCACUCGGACCUCAUGGCCCUCCAUCAUGCCUUGGAACUGGAGUACCUGUAACAGCCACGUAGCACUUUGGAACCGCACAACUGCCCUGUGACCGGGAACAAAUCCAGCAAGCCUGAGUCCUGUGUCAGCGCUGGAGUAUCCACCGUAGUGAUUUCAACAUGUGGAUGCACAGCUGCUGGGGGUCUUCACCUCUGCCCUUGCGGUAAAUGAAGGACCACACCUAUCUCUUCAGAACAGCUGUUGACUCUAGUACUGUGAAUCCAGUGAAAAUAAGCCAUGAGAAUGUUCUAGUACAGUGUGAUGUGUCUUUACCACAUUCACUACAUGGUUCAAACCUGUGAAGAAAGGACCUGCAGACGCUUACAUUGUUAGCAUCUUCAAUGUGACAUAAACAGCUUCUCCGGUACAGCAAACUUGAUUGCACAACAAAGACUGAAAUGUGUUUCCCCGAAUACCAGUGAGGGGAUUUUCUUGUAAAGAAAGUUUACUUUUUUUGGUGUCUCAUACCCAGGGUAAUCUGUACAUCUCUACUUAUUUAUGAACAGACUUUUUAAAAACAGCUUUAAUUGAGGUAUGAUUCCAGCACCCUGCAAUUCACUCAGACUUUUUUGACAUCAAUCAAUUGAAGAGACGAUAGCAUCAUAAGAAGCGAUUAAAGGCCUUUGCCUCACGACACAGCAAGUACUUUGAAUCUUAGCACAUUGCAGAGUAAAGUAUGUCUAAUUUAAACGUGUAAUAUGUACAUCACUGAGACAAUCAUGUACAGAGAAUUUUGGGUGUAAAUUUGUAAUAAUGGAUGAUUCUUUUACAUAUUGUUUAGAAAAUGAUAUUGAAAGGUAGCAAUGCCUUGAUAGUGAAGUAUGAGGCCAUGUGUGCACAAAGUCAUGUGCAGUGCCUUAUCAAAGUACUGGGUAUAAAUAUGUAGAUAAUGGAGUUGGUUUUUGUUUUGUUUUGUUUUUUUAGAUAAUGUUGUCAAGACCAAAAGCAUGGAUGUUAAUAGAAUUGUUUUCCAAAUUAUUUGUCCCAUCGGUUUUUUG